GUAGACCUCUCAUAUAUCAUGAAUAACUUUGUUCAGCGCUUCUUGACAUCUAGCACCACGGACGAAUUUUACAGCGGAAGAGGUAUCGUUGUCGACGACGACGAGUUCUCUGAUGCUACGUGGGGGUCACAGGCUGGCUUUGGUAACAUUGCGAAGGGAGUGCCCGCCUUCGCCUUCCCUGCUGUUCAAGAUCCUGCCGCAUUCUUGAGAUUACAUACAGAUGACCACGAUGAUCCGAAUUGUAAGAUCAAGAUUCAGCACGGUACGACAACCUUAGCCUUCAAGUUCAAAGGCGGGGUCAUCGUCGCCGUUGACUCUAGAUCGAGUGCAGGAAGCUACAUAGGCUCUGGAACAGUAAAGAAAGUCAUCGAGAUUAACCCUUAUUUACUUGGUACCAUGGCGGGGGGCGCCGCCGACUGUCAGUAUUGGGAGAUGUACCUAGGAAUGCACUGCAGGCUGCACGAACUCCGCAAUCGAGAGCGUAUCUCUGUCGCAGCUGCCAGUAAAUACCUCAGUAAUCUUGUUUACAGCUACAAAGGGACCGGUUUGAGUAUGGGUACGAUGAUUUGCGGCUGGGACAAAACGGGCCCUGCGCUGUAUUAUGUCGACGCGGAUGGCACCCGCCUUAAAGGAGACUUAUUCUCAGUAGGGUCUGGAAGCACAUUCGCCUACGGCGUUUUGGAUCAAGGAUACAAGUGGGGUCUCACAGAUGAAGAAGCACAGGAGCUAGGACGAAGAAGUAUCUACGCCGCCGGCCAUCGCGAUGCUUUCACCGGAAACUCCUGCAACCUGUAUCAUGUGAAGGAAGAAGGAUGGUGUUUUAUUGGGAAUUACGAUCUAUCGCAGCUGCACUACGAAGGGCCGGGGAAUGUUGCUGGUUCGCCUGGACAUGGCUACGGCUAUGACGUACGAGUGGAGGGAAGUAGUUCCAGCAACCCACCCGCUGAGUAUACAACAACAGAUGCGGGCGCUUCGUGAAAGAAAAGCAGAACGUUUAUUAUUGCCUUGUUAGCUAGGGGGGAAGUCUCUCAAACCUCCGCUCGUUCGUUAGUUUGAUGAUAACAGAAAUUCAACAAAGUUCCCAGGAAGCAGGAU
Serpula lacrymans var. lacrymans S7.9 is the source of this 1095-nucleotide messenger RNA. RefSeq lists its product as uncharacterized. The transcript has 7 exons. The coding region runs from base 19 to 978 and encodes 319 amino acids. Gene Ontology annotation, cellular component: proteasome core complex. NCBI's taxonomy places the organism in Eukaryota, Fungi, Basidiomycota, Agaricomycetes, Boletales, Serpulaceae. The record is from RefSeq and is a predicted model, not a curated record. Gene Ontology annotation, molecular function: threonine-type endopeptidase activity.